AGUGAAAAGGAACAUGUGUAUCUUUGAAAAAUAAACACACUCCCAGCUGUCAUGGUUGGUUUUAACCAACCACAAGACUUGAGCCAGGUGCAUCAGGGCAUUAACCAGGCACCGCAACACGUCAUCUAGGCACAACAGGGCAUCAACCAGGCACCACAGGGUAUCAACCAGGCACUACUGGGCAUCAACCAUAAAUCCAGGGCAGGAAUUGAAUCAAGCUCAGAAUAUGAACCAGUCAGGGCCUCCACUUCCCCCAGGCUGGGAACACGCAUUUACACCCCAGGGUCAAAUCUACUUUAUAAACCACAGCGAUGGAACGACCAGUUGGCACGAUCCCAGGAUAAGCCAGGGGUCCAUACUCUUGGGUAUAAUUAAGAAGUACAAUUGUGCAACCGCUAAUGAUCAACAAACUGAUACACAACAAGAAGAAUGGAGAGAUAAGAAGUCUGAGUGUAAAGAAGAAGGGAGCUUGGAAACACUACAAUCAUGUGUGAAGGCCGUGCAGGAACAGAUCUGUGUAAAAGGUUUUCCCCCGCGAGGGUCAUCUGGAGCAAAAAUGGCUAAAAAUGUGAAUGAGAUGAUUGUAAUUGUAAUGAAGAAAUGAGGGGAAAAGAAUUUACAAGAAUUAUUGAGAGUUUGAAAUUGUGGACUCACACCGCUGAGGGGCCAAACAUGACGUUGAAGGACCAGAGCAAUCAGUGGGAAUCCUGUAUCACAGCUCUUAUAAAGCGCAUACUGGGUGGUGAUAAUAAAGAAGCCCGUUUGAAAGUUAAUGAGCCAACAAUUCAUCAACAAUUCCUGGAGCUGUACCUAUUCUACUUCAAGAGGAUGGGAAAUGAACCAGAAGACUAUUCGGGCCAUUUGCGCGAUUUCAUUAAUAUGAUACAGCACGCGUAUAAGGGAACACAUGAAGAUAACCCAUACAUGAUUUCAGUGAACUGA
Pecten maximus is the source of this 942-nucleotide messenger RNA. RefSeq lists its product as uncharacterized. Gene Ontology annotation, biological process: hippo signaling; positive regulation of transcription by RNA polymerase II. Gene Ontology annotation, cellular component: cytoplasm; nucleus. The record is from RefSeq and is a predicted model, not a curated record. Gene Ontology annotation, molecular function: transcription coactivator activity; protein binding. NCBI's taxonomy places the organism in Eukaryota, Metazoa, Mollusca, Bivalvia, Pectinida, Pectinidae.